Molecule: messenger RNA, 1628 nt
Organism: Trematosphaeria pertusa
Lineage: Eukaryota; Fungi; Ascomycota; Dothideomycetes; Pleosporales; Trematosphaeriaceae
Product: PLP-dependent transferase
Exons: 4
Coding region: 1-1356 (451 amino acids)
Cellular component (GO): peroxisome
Molecular function (GO): L-serine:pyruvate transaminase activity; L-alanine:glyoxylate transaminase activity
Source: RefSeq, a predicted model, not a curated record
AUGCAAGAUAUCCUACGAAAAGAGUACUCUCGGGUAACGGAAGCGCGAUGGCAAUGCUGCGAUAGAAGGCAUGGGCGAGAGCUGAACACGCCUUUCUCUACCGAACGCAGCGCACAGCUGGAAGACGACGAGGGCAAGAGCGCCGCAUCGAAACAGAAACCACAGCCAACCAAAUCGAUUGCGCCCGACGCACCCCAGAAAAUGUCAAGCCAACCUCCGCACCCCGCCCUGCUCAUCCCCGGCCCAAUUGAGUUUGACGAUGCGGUCCUGCAGGCUAUGAGCCACUACAGUGAAUCGCACGUCGGCCAACCGUUCGUCAACACCUUCGGCGAAGUCCUGUCCAACCUGCGCAAGCUCUUCCAGACGACGGAUCCCGCCUCGCAGCCCUUCGUCAUCUCCGGCUCCGGCACGCUCGGCUGGGACCAGGUCGCCGCGAACCUCGUCGAACCUGGCGACGAAGCACUCGUCUUACACACCGGAUACUUCGCAGAUUCAUUCGCCGACUGCUUCGAGACAUACGGCGUCAAGGCUACCCAGCUCAAGGCGGAAAUUGGCGACCGGCCGCAGCUCGACGAGGUAGAGAAGGCGCUGACAGAGAAGCAGUACAAGAUUCUGACCGUCACCCAUGUGGAUACAAGCACGGGUGUGCUAAGCGAGAUCAAGGCGCUCAGCGAGCUUGUGCACAGUGUCAGCCCGGGGACGCUGGUCGUUGUGGAUGGUGUAUGCAGUGUGGGAGGUGAAGAGAUUCGGUUCGACGACUGGAAACUCGACGUCGUACUCACGGCAUCGCAGAAAGCGAUCGGCUGCCCAGCUGGUCUAAGCAUCCUCAUGGUGUCCGGCCGUGCGAUUGAGAGGUUUCAGGCGAGGAAGACGAGGCCUACUUCCUACUUUGGCUCGUGGAAGAACUGGUUACCCAUCAUGCAAAAUUACGAAGCGAAGAAAGCGUCCUACUUCGCGACCCCCUCCCCGCAGCUCAUCCACGCUCUCGACACUUCCCUGAAGCAGAUCCUCUCACGGACUCUUGACCAGCGCUUUGCCGAGCACAGGGAGGCAUCUCGGCGAAUCAAGAAGGCAAUCGCAGACCUUGGCCUCAAGCAGCUCGCCACGAAACCUGAGAACCAGGCCAACACCAUGACGGCAAUCUACCUACCCGAAGGUAUUACCCCGCCUGACGUCCUCCCUAGCUUGAUGAAGAAGGGUAUCAUCUUCGCCGGCGGCCUGCACAAGCAGAUUGCGUCCAGGUACAUUCGCUUUGGCCACAUGGGCGUCAGCGUUACGGAUUCGAACAGGACCGAUAUCACCAAGGCUAUUGCCUCACUGAAGGAGUCGCUCGUCGAGGUUGGGUACAAGGCGUAGAUGGAAAGAUACACGAAAGGAAUGUACAUUAGGUGCAUGGGACAGGCCAAGGCUUCUGUGAAAAGGCCGGCUCGCAUUUGAUAGGACGGUGCAUAGACAAAAUAUAGAGAUGGGAUAUGAACCGUUCUCGUAGAACACACAACCACAGCCUCGUAAUGUUCCAAACCUGCAAGACAAAUAUAGAGCCCCAACAGAGAUAGCAGCUUAAAUGCUAUUCGACAACCAGUGUGGGAAUGAUCUAGAAAGUAUAAAAGAAAAAGUAAGAGCCUGCU